AUGGGAGGCGGAGUGAGGGCAGUGGGACAGACGGGGAUCUUUGGAGGAGGAAGGGACGGUGGUUGGGUUUGCAAGGGUUUCUUCAAACGAACCGUUCAAAACAAGCGAGUCUACACGUGUUCAGCCGGCACUUCUGACUGUCCAAUCAACAAAGAGCAACGAAAUCGCUGCCAACACUGCCGAUUCCAAAAGUGCCUUCAACAAGGCAUGGUCGUUGAAGCAGUCCGUGAAGAUCGUAUGCCCGGUGGACGAAACGGUUCAGCUAUUUACAGUAUUUAUAAGAUGAAGUACAAGAAAGCGCGAAGAAUCAGCUCGGAUCAAAUGUCGAGAAGGACGAGUGCCUCGUCGAAUACAAACACUGACACAUCGACCUCUUCAGUCACUGUCACAAGCUCAAAAGCAAAAGCACUAAUCCGAGUGACCCCGUUGCCCCGAACACCGACUGAAGAGAUCUCUGCUUGGACAGCGCCACACUCAACGAGUCGAAACUUGAUACAGGAAUUGAUCGACAUUGAUGGCAUUGACAAAUUGAUCAACUUGAGAGGACUGAAAAUAUUCCUCCGUGAAGGCGAAGACCUCGCCCCAGCCACUCAACGACUCUCUAGAAUCGGAGACGAAAUCGUAGAACAACUCGUGGAAUGGGCAAAGCAAUUGCCAUUUUAUGGAGAGUUGCCCGUCGAGGUGCACACUCAUUUACUCACUCAACGAUGGGCUGAGCUCGUCCUGCUAUCAGCUUGCUUCUAUUCGACUUGUUCGGUGAGCGAUUUGGCAACGCAUUCAUCGCUUACGAAUACGGGGACACAAGACGAGAAUGGAGAGGUGAGCUUUGUCGACUUUGGCGUCAACAUUCGUUUACUUCAAAAUCGGUUGAGCGCUGUAAUGAGAAAAGAUAUUCCAUUGGAACACGUCAUAAAAGAGGCUGGCCCACUGGUUGAAAGGUUUACGACGCUUCUCAACUCUUUCUCGCGACUCCGCGUCUCAGCUGAGGCUUAUGUCUGCAUCAAAGCCAUCGUGCUUUUACACUACACUUCAGCAGAUAUGGGUGAAGGUCGAGAUGGAAUGAUUCGAUUGGCUUUCGCUCGUCGUGUCUCCGCCAUUCAAGAUCAAUUCGUAAAAGCUCUCCAAAUUCAUCUCCUCCAACACGAGAAUGGACCAAGACUCAGUGACAUUUUAACGUGGCUUCCCCAUCUGCACUCAGCUUCCUCCGUACUUCUACACUCAAAAAUGUUCUACGUCCCGUUUCUCAUUUGUAAAAAUCCGGAAAAACUUUGCGGUACAAUCCCUUCAGCUCCUCGUUCUGACCUCUCUGAU
This is a messenger RNA of Mesorhabditis belari, 1311 nucleotides long. Lineage: Eukaryota; Metazoa; Nematoda; Chromadorea; Rhabditida; Rhabditidae. The record is from the annotation of a GenBank genome assembly.